ACUGGAACAGCCGAAGUAAAGCCAGAAUGAGACAGCUUGUCGUGAUCGGUGCCCUCCUCGGAGUAGCCUUCGCCAUGCCCCAGCGAGGCCUGGGCCCCGACAACACCUUCACCAAGAUUCUCUCAUUCGAGUCCUUCCAGGACGGCAACCAGUUCGGUCACCAACUCCUUCAGGAAGACGGCACAGCAUCCGGUCAGAAGUUCGGUCAGGACGGCCUCCUCUACGGCUUCUACUCCUACGUGCAGGACGACGGCAACCCCGUGAAAGUCCUGUGGAGAGCCGGUAAGGACGUCGGCUACGAGGUCCUCGGCGUCGAGGGCAUCAAUCAGGACGGCCUUGGCAACCUCAGAGCCCACACCCCGACCGGCCCCCAGACGCCCCCUGCCCCGCGACUCGCUGCCCCACGGCCCGCUGCCCCAAGACCUGCUGCCCCGAGGCCCGUUGCUCCUGCUCCCAGGUCCGUUGUCCCUGCCCCUCCCCCUCCUCCCCAACACACCUUCCGCCCCCAGCCCACCCACGCCGCCCCCGCCCACUUCGUCCCCACCGCCGCCCCCGCCCUGUUCCAGGAGCCCACCCCCGCCCCCCACCGCUUCGACUACCCCGCCACCCUCAACCUGGAGAGAACGGCGCACGGCUUCGUCUCCUCCUUGACGGCUCAGUAAUGCUGUUGGCAGCCCGUGUGUAAAUGUGUGUAUAUUCCAGUCUUUUUAUAAAGUAUUUGCAUUUCAUUCAGAAUGUUCCAAUAAAAAUAAUUUUGUA
Molecule: messenger RNA, 759 nt
Organism: Penaeus chinensis
Lineage: Eukaryota; Metazoa; Arthropoda; Malacostraca; Decapoda; Penaeidae
Exons: 2
Coding region: 27-662 (211 amino acids)
Source: RefSeq, a predicted model, not a curated record